Molecule: messenger RNA, 417 nt
Organism: Didymodactylos carnosus
Lineage: Eukaryota; Metazoa; Rotifera; Eurotatoria; Philodinida; Philodinidae
Source: the annotation of a GenBank genome assembly
AUGCCACCUAAAACAGCAACAAAAGAAAAAGAUCCAAAUGCACCAAAAAAACCAUUAUCACCUUAUUUCUUAUUUCAAGCUGAUACGAGACCAAAAAUAAAAGCAGAAAAUCCGGAUAUGGCAUUUGGUGAUAUCGCUAAAGCUAUUGGUACUGAAUGGAAAAAUGUGAAGCCGGAAACCAAAAAACAUUAUGAAAAACUUGCCGAAAAAGAAAAGGCACGUUAUGAAAAAGAUAUGGCUUCGUAUAAAAAUGGUACAUUUCAAGCGCCAGCAAGUAAUGGUGCAAGUUCAAAAAAGAAAAAACCGGCUACAAAUGGCAAAGCAUCAUCGAAAAAGCCCGCUCCAGCUGCCAACGACGACGGUGAAGAUGAUGAAUCAGAUUUAGACGAUGAAAGUAACGAAGAAGAAGAAGAGUAA